Messenger RNA from Cajanus cajan (pigeon pea), 1159 nucleotides. RefSeq names its product Cysteine proteinases superfamily protein. Gene Ontology annotation, molecular function: cysteine-type deubiquitinase activity. Gene Ontology annotation, biological process: protein deubiquitination. The record is from RefSeq and is a predicted model, not a curated record. Lineage: Eukaryota; Viridiplantae; Streptophyta; Magnoliopsida; Fabales; Fabaceae.
AGACGGCUCACGCCGACGCAAAGCUACCGUGUAGGCCUUUUCUUUCUUUCCCCCAAAACGAAAACCAACUGUUUCCUCCAACACUACACCUACUUUUCUUCACUUCUCAUUCAACUUCUAUUCAUCUCUCAUUAAUCACUCUUCCCCGUUUCGUUUCGUCUUUCUGUCGUUUCUCUCUACCCCAUCCAAAGGAACUCAAGGAAGGAUUUGGUUCGGAUAUAAUUUCUUUUCUUUGGUUUGAAGGUUAUUGUUGAGGAAAAUAUGAUGAGCGAGAAGAUGAGGAAUGGGAGUGGGAGCUCGAGCUCAAGUUUGAAUAGCAUAUUUCUGGAUACAGAGGAUGACCAAACUAUUGCAACCAUAUUAGCUGAGGAAGAAAAUCUCAAGGCAGAGAACAAGCUUGGAAAGAGACUUUCACAUUUAGAUUCUAUACCGCACACUCCCCGUGUUAAUGGAGAAAUUCCUGAUGUAAACGACGCAACAGUAGACCACGUGAGGCUGUCUGAAAGGUUAGUUACAUAUGGUUUGGCAGAACUACAGAUGGAGGGUGACGGGAAUUGCCAGUUUCGAGCUUUAGCAGAUCAGUUGUUCCGGAAUCCUGAGCACCACAAGUAUGUAAGGAGGCAGGUUAUAAAGCAGCUAAAGCAUCACAAAAAAUUGUAUGAAGGUUAUGUACCAAUGGAGUACAAAAGCUACUUGAAGAAGAUGAAAAAAUCAGGGGAGUGGGGAGAUCAUGUUACUCUACAAGCGGCUGCAGACCGUUUUGAUGCCAAAGUUUGUUUAGUCACCUCUUUCAGAGACACUUGCUAUGUUGAGAUCCUUCCAACUGACAAAAGCCCUACAAGAGAGCUAUGGCUAAGCUUUUGGAGUGAAGUGCACUAUAACUCUUUGUACACUAGCGGAGAUGUUCCUUCUAAAGUGCCCAGAAAAAAGUAUUGGCUCUUCUAGACUGAUGGCAGAUUAUGGAAUCAUGAGAACAACUGACUGAUAGUGGACAUUUUUUUUUUUUUAACUUAUUGUCGUUUUAUACUUUGUAACUCAGUCAUUUGUCCCCUUCCUUUAGGGGCAAACCAUAGUUUAUGUAUAAUAUUUACAAUUACCAUACUUGUACAAAUUACAUAUCUAAACUCUGAAUUUAUAAUUGUACAGUUAUUUACUACCA